UUCGACGAGUGGAAGAGAAAAACGGAAAGCUCGAAAGCAGAGUGAUUGUAAAGCUGUAUUUUGCGGAGUAAGGACUAUUUUUGUCACGGCGGAAACCAUCAGCCUUUUAAUAUCUCCAGUUCUUGACCUGUUACGCUGAUACGGUCUGACUUUCUGCGUGAAGACAAGCCAACUACUGACCACUACUGUCAGGGACCCACACAGCUGAACAUUUAAAUCAAAUACUGGAUACUACAAUAAGAUGGCAUCGACCGGGAGUGAGACCAGUUCAGAGAUCUCACUGCGCAAGUGUCCUCUCUGCAAGUUCACCACAAUGGACCAACAGCAGCUGGAGUCCCACAUGUUCACACAUGUCAACACCAACCUCAUGGUUUGCGAUAAGUGCGGAUACAGAGCACUGAACAAUAGCACGAUGGCAAAGCACAUGAGGACUCACACUGGUGAGAGACCACCUCGGACUGCGACGGACAGUUUAAAACUCGUUGUGGCUACCUCGAGGUGUCCCAUCUGCCACUAUGCCACAACAAACAAAAAGCUGCUUGAAUCCCACAUGUUCACACACACGUAUCCAAUUAUUUGUGAACAUUGUGGCUUCGAGGCGAUUUGCGAAAGCACGAUGGAAAAACAUAUAAUGACUCACAUUGGUGAGGAACCAUUUGUGGAAGCGGCCAGCAAUGAGCCUAGUAGUAGUACAGAGAUGUCCCUACACAGUUGUUCCCAAUGUGAAUUCACCACAACAGACCAAGAAGAGCUGGAGUCCCAUAGGGCCAUACACGUGAGUUACACAGGUGAGCCCUUCAUGUGUGGGGAGUGCAUGUACCGGACAGACUGCAUGCACUCACUGCAGAUGCACAUGAACACUCAUAUAAACGAGGGGUGCGAACCUGCGUGUGAGCACAGUCAGAACAGGCCCAGCCAAGAGAACAUGGCCGCCAAUAGCGACUCCUCUUGGGACAACGUGGCCACCAACACUGAGCCCAGCCAACACAAGAUCGUUGUCAAAAGUGAGCCCAGUCAACACAACAUGGCCACCAACAGUGAGCCUCAGCCUGACAAGAUGGCCAUCAAAAGUGAGCCCACUGAAGUCAACAUGGCCACCUACAGUGGGCCAAGUCAGGAUGACAUGGCCAUCAAAAGUGAGCCCAGUCAGGACAGUCUUAUGGAAACCCACACAGAUGAUGUUUGUGAGAACUCCAACAACAGUGAGCAGGACAAUAGUGACGUGAAUGUUGUGACUUUGAAACCUUUCAAAUGUGAAGAAUGCGACUUCAGCACUUAUGUCGAACAUGGACUAAGGAAACAUAUGGUAUGUCACACGUUGCCCUUCAUGUGUGGGGUGUGCGGCCACAGGGCAUCUUCCAAGCACCAGGUGGAUGCGCACAUGAGGACUCACACCGGCGAGAAACCGUUCAUGUGUGAGAAGUGUGGCUACAACGCGGCCGACAAGAGACGCCUCGCAAAACACAUGAAGAUCCACACAGGCGGAAACUUUGCGUGCGAAAAAUGCGAAUACACCACGACUCUUCCGGGUGACUUCAACCAGCAUCUUAGGACCCACAGAAAUGUGAAAUCACUUAAGUGCAAGGAAUGUGGUUUUAAGACGUCGCAGGAGGGCGCAUUGGCAAGGCACAUGAGGAUUCACGAUGGCGAGAAGUGCCGCGGUGUCAAGCCGUACCCCUGCCCCGAAUGUGGCUACCGAACAACUAGCAAGACCGACUUGGAUAGCCACUUGAAGACCCAUGCAGCAGAGAAACCGUUGUUUAUGUGUGGAUUGUGCGGCUUGAAAAUACUCAAUAAGGGCGCAAUGGCCAGACAUAUGAAGAUCCAUGUGUGAGUAAUGUAGAUUAGAGCUGUGUAACUAAACGUACCAUCAGGUACAGGUACAGGGAGAGAGGUUUAGGUACAGAACAAAACUCACCACCUGAAACAUCAGUUGUGUAUUAUACUUUAUAGUCAGUUGUCCUCAGGAGUUACUAAGUACUUUGUCACAUUUGGUGUACCCGGUAAUAUGAUGCCAUGAGGUUAGGCGAUGAAAACUAUAUCAAACAUUUCAAUUUCAGAGAUACUGUAAAUGCAGAAAUGUUCACGGUUCAGUGACCACUUCACUGGGAACUUAAAUCCACCGUGAACAUUUUUCUAUUAUGGUAUUAGUCUGCAGUGUAUGGUGUUACUGCGAAAUUAAAACCGCCGUGAAAAGUCCAUUUUCCCGCUACCGCGAAAUUAAAUCCCCGCGAACUUAAAUACAUUUUAAUUAAAGUAUCUCUGAUUUCAAUUUUUUUUAACAUCUUUUCUGGUGCUCAAGUUUCGUCUUUGUGGUUCGUCUUAUGAAUGUUUAGUCACGAAAUAAGCAUAUACUUGUAUAAGUGUAAAUUUCUAUAUCGACACAAUACUGGUACUUCAUUAUCAUUUCUUUUGGACCCAGGGUUGUAGCUAGUGCAUUUUAGCGUAGUGGGCCACUACGCUAAAAUUUGUGACCCCUACGCUAAAAUAAGGGCCACUACGCUAAUUUUUAACUAGUGUAGUGGUGCUUUGCUGUCAUUUGCUUGUUCAACAAUGACUAAU
Branchiostoma floridae (Florida lancelet) is the source of this 2562-nucleotide messenger RNA. Its product is annotated as zinc finger protein 84-like. The transcript has 2 exons. Gene Ontology annotation, cellular component: nucleus. Gene Ontology annotation, biological process: regulation of transcription by RNA polymerase II. The record is from RefSeq and is a predicted model, not a curated record. Gene Ontology annotation, molecular function: DNA-binding transcription factor activity, RNA polymerase II-specific; RNA polymerase II transcription regulatory region sequence-specific DNA binding. Lineage: Eukaryota; Metazoa; Chordata; Leptocardii; Amphioxiformes; Branchiostomatidae. The coding region runs from base 242 to 1834 and encodes 530 amino acids.